AUGAGCGCUCUCGGUCUACGCGCCCACAAGGACGGACACGCUCAAUCUGGUUUGCCUCGAGAAUGCUCCGUCAGUCGAGCUUACCGAGCGCAAAACGCAAAGCCCCUUUCCCCAGGGCAACUAAUCUACAUAGCCAAGACGAUCACUCGACAAGUCAGAUCGCAUCCCGUUCGAUCAACACGCCCGACAUCCCAAUCGGUGACUGAUCUUCAGGAACCAUUUCGAGGCGGCGGACGCGACACAUUCCACCUGCCUCUCAGGUCACCAGAAGCCCCCGGCAAUGCGACUCUAGCUUGGGAUAGAACAAUCUCAACAACAACAACAACAACAACAACAACACAAAGCCAAGUGCUAUUCUUAGAGGCAGACCCAGCCCAGGACUCGCCGGGUCGUGCCACAAGGGAAGCUCCGGACGCGGCUCUCUCCCUCUAG
Colletotrichum higginsianum IMI 349063 is the source of this 432-nucleotide messenger RNA. RefSeq lists its product as uncharacterized. The transcript is spliced from 3 exons. The coding region runs from base 1 to 432 and encodes 143 amino acids. NCBI's taxonomy places the organism in Eukaryota, Fungi, Ascomycota, Sordariomycetes, Glomerellales, Glomerellaceae. The record is from RefSeq and is a predicted model, not a curated record.